Molecule: messenger RNA, 1651 nt
Organism: Lindgomyces ingoldianus
Lineage: Eukaryota; Fungi; Ascomycota; Dothideomycetes; Pleosporales; Lindgomycetaceae
Exons: 3
Coding region: 129-1304 (391 amino acids)
Cellular component (GO): cytoplasm
Source: RefSeq, a predicted model, not a curated record
CACCUGCGUUCGUCUUCAUUGAUCACCUCGUCUCAUAUUGUACCUGGUCACCUGUGAUUUGCCCCAUCUCACCCUUCAAGUUGCUUCGUAGUGUCUUUGAGAGCGUCUCCAGCAGCACUGCCUCCAUCAUGGGCGACGGUGACAAGGAAGGGGCCCAACCCCAGCACUCCCUCAUCGGCGCUCUCGUUGAGCCAGACCCAAGUGACGACACCGGCCUGAACAGCCACUUUGGAUCCACGUUUGCUCCUCGCCGGAAUCCACCUUCUCCGCCGGCUUUUGCUGGUCUCAGGCAGAGCCCAUCCGUCGGCAUCCGCCCUCAAAACACCGGCAGCACCAUCGAAACCAACCCUUUCCGCCGUUCAAGGGCCUCCUCAGUCUCCAGGACUCCAACUCUCGUCAACCAUGGAGAAUCUCCUCCUUGGAGACGGUAUGAGUACCCUUCUCCUCCCAAUUCUGCCAGUCCCCACAAGGAGCACUUCUCGCACCGUUCCGAAGCUUUCGGAUCACUGAACGAAGGAGGACGUCCUCGACGAUCUAGUCAACCCAAUCAACCUAGUUCCUCCCCUUCGCCAUCGAAAGGUGGGGUCCUCGUUCGUGGUGGCUCUCUUCGUGAGCGUUACCCGGGAGAUAAUUCCCAUAGACCCCUUGAUGUCAUUCGCAAGGACACUAAGGCUGCCAAUCGUGCUUACCAUCUCAGAAAGAAGAACUUCCAGGGCGCCGAUACUAUCGAUCGCCUCGAUCGGAGCGGUUUAAGCUACCACCAUGAGGGGCCGUACGACGCGGCCAACUUUUCCAGAAACACGAACUGGAAGCACAGCCCCGUUGCUGCGGUUCGAGAUUCCAAUGAAGAGGCAUUGAGGGCCACCCCGAGGGAGAACAUCAUUGACGCAGUGACGAGGCACCGUCCCCUCGAAGGAGUUGCGGUUGUCCCGCCCGGCGUGCCCGAUAAAUUCGGUCGGGUGCUCGACUAUGAGGAGGGAGCGGACUUGAUGAGGGAGCCGGGUGCUGACUACAAGCGAUGGCCUGGUGUGGAAUAUCUCCCUGGCGAUCUCAAAGGGAAAGGCGAGCCCUCCUACUCCAUAGAGAAAGCCCUUAAAGACCACAAGCAAUAUGGAGACACCGGUAUUGAACUGUCCACCCGCCGCCGCAACCAGUCCCUCGGUGCUGCCGAUGCAUCAAGCGUUCCCAUCGAAGCCCUCGAUGACGGAGCAGGCGUCGGAAGGAGCAAUACUACUGGGAAGAGCAUAGGCGGUUCUUUGAAGAAACGAUUCGGCAGCCUACGCCGACGACGAGCCGAGACUUAAACAUACACACCCCAUGGAGAAACGACGGAAAUACACAAUCACGCGAACUAAUGCCAUACAUGAGGUUAGUAGGGCUGACGGCGAUUAUGCUGGUGACAUGGAGCGCUCUUCUAUAUAUAAGUAUGUUCAUGGGCUGGUUCUCCUUUGUCAGUACGCAGCGCGCGGUAUACGACUGAACAACAAAUGAUGGAUAGAUCGGUAUACACACAACAAAACUAACACGGAAUGGCUUGGUACGCCACGGUAGUCGUAGUAUCUAACUCAUGAGAUAUGAUCAAUUGCUCCAAUCUCGAUCACGCCACUACCUGGUUAGAUUACUUUAUCGACUCCAUGACUCUUUAUUCCUC